This is a messenger RNA of Acanthaster planci (crown-of-thorns starfish), 1533 nucleotides long. Its product is annotated as MICOS complex subunit MIC27-like. The record is from RefSeq and is a predicted model, not a curated record. Gene Ontology annotation, cellular component: MICOS complex. Gene Ontology annotation, biological process: cristae formation. Lineage: Eukaryota; Metazoa; Echinodermata; Asteroidea; Valvatida; Acanthasteridae.
CCACCGUGCUCCCUGAGAGCUGGCCUGGCCCAGGCAGCAUGCCAUGUCAUUAACAGAAAUAGAAGCCACAACGCUUGUGGACAAGUGCUACAUGUGUGUCCUACAUACAUGCCCCUAGUCUUACAUGUACAUGUAUGCCAAAUUAAAUACCCUAGUACAUGCCAAAUGCAUGCAUCGUCAUGCUGAAUAAUAAUUGUGCAUAUGAGGCAGCUAUUGAAAUUAGCAGCACUGCCAAUGGCUGGCUGUGUUAGCCUCGCCAUUGGCAUUCCAGUGCUGAAAGCAGAGGCUGUUCCAAAUCCAAGGGAGCUGAGACGGAAAACAGUCUUGCCAAAGGAGUUGCCUAUUUACGAUGAGCCUGGCAGCAAAGCGGAGUACCGGUUAGAACCAUUAGACACCACUGGCUAUGUGUACCAGGCAGUUUCUAUUGUUCGGCAGAAUGUCUGGAGGUUUUCUGGGUCAAUCCAGGGUGCUGUUAACAAAACAAAACAAGCCUACAGAUAUGCUGAACAGGCAGAAAAGGACAUCAUUGCAUACAUCAAGACAGAGGAAGGGUUCUUCCCACGAGUGACUGCUAUCGCUUUGGCUGGUCUGACUGGUGUGGUUCUAGCAAGGAAAGGUGGAGUAUUCCGUAAAGUUCUCUACUCUGGUGCUCUGAUGUCGGCCACAGCGUCCAUCUGCUAUCCCUACCAGGCUGUAGAGAUCACCAAGGCAGAGUACCAGGCACUACGGGGUUUCUGGAAUGACAGCAUAGGUGGUGGAAUCACCGGUCGGGUCAUGGAAAAAAUGAGUCAAGGAGAUAGCAAGAAGAAAGAUGCUGAAUCAAAUGGUCCAACUUCUGUGGAAGACGAGACACCCACAUCUAAGGAAAGCAUCAUCGAAUCAUCGCCCUCUGGUGAUCAUGGAAUGUCAAACCCAGAGGACAAGGAUAUGUACUCAACGCGAUCGUCAUGAUGAUUUCAAGAGCUGGCAAAUUACAUACUCUGAUGAUAUCAAAGCUGUCUCCCAAGGACAAUCAGAGCUCCCGGAGAUUACAAACUCUUGAAAUCUCAAAGAGUAUCCAAUUAAUUAAAUCCUCCAGACAUCUGAGGUUCAUCUUGUGUCUGUUUGCAGUGAUAAAAUUUGCUUUUAUUCAUAGGAAUACAAAGACAGGAUGCAUUGCUUAUAUGCAAAACAUUAUAUGUUUCCGGUUCAAAGAGACUACUUGUCAAAGACACGGAAAGAAUGUCACAUCCUGCCUCCACUUUUUUCAUUUUGAUGUCGUUUCAGUAAAGGUCAGUCAUCUCAGAAAUGCUGAAGUGAAAAGACGUGAAUCUCAGACAGAGAAAUAUUUCCAAUUUGUUAGGAAAUACUUUGAAAUUUUCCUUGACCUCCCAUAGACUUCAUGUACAACCGUUGAAGUGGAGUCAGGCCGGAUAAACAUUCUUUCUAAAAAUAUUAGUCACACUUUUAUAAAGGAAACACUGGAUUUUAUUUUCAAUUGCUGGAUUUUAUUGAGUUUAAGAAUGACUGUAUUAAAAUUACAAAGGUAGAUGA